Lodderomyces parapsilosis is the source of this 576-nucleotide messenger RNA. RefSeq lists its product as uncharacterized. Gene Ontology annotation, molecular function: phosphatidic acid transfer activity. The record is from RefSeq and is a predicted model, not a curated record. Lineage: Eukaryota; Fungi; Ascomycota; Pichiomycetes; Serinales; Debaryomycetaceae. The coding region runs from base 1 to 576 and encodes 191 amino acids. The transcript has a single exon. Gene Ontology annotation, cellular component: mitochondrial intermembrane space. Gene Ontology annotation, biological process: phospholipid transport.
AUGGUUUUGUAUUUUGAAAACAGGCAUCGAUUCGACUUUGACUUUGAAACGGCCAGUUUAGCAUUUAUAAACCGAUAUCCUAACCCAUACUCCAAGCAUGUACUUUCAGUAGACACUUUGGAAUCAUAUGUUGAUAAGCAAGGACAACUAUGUACUACGCGAAUCAUAGUCAAGACUGGCAAAUUGCCCAAAUUCAUUAAACCAUUUCUUGGUGUUGCAAAUUUGAAUUCAUGGAUAAUUGAAAAAUCAAUCAUUAACCCAAGGACAAGUACAUUGGUUUCGUAUACGAGUAAUAUUGAUCAUCGAAAGUUUAUCAGAGUAGAGGAAUAUUUGAAAUAUUAUAGCGAGAAGAAGGACAAUACAUUUGCAACUGGGUUGAAUGGUACAAUUGUUGAUUCAAAAGUUAAAUUCUCUUCCAAUUUGUUCGGAUUGAAACUGAAGGUUGAAGAAUGGAGUCAUAAAAGAUUUACGAAGAAUAUACAAAAUACCAGAGAAGGGUUGAACUAUGUCAUGAUGAAGUUGAAGGAAAGGGGAAGAAACUAUUUAACAAAUACUAAAAGAGGUGUUGAUGUAUAG